Naegleria gruberi is the source of this 567-nucleotide messenger RNA. RefSeq lists its product as uncharacterized. The record is from RefSeq and is a predicted model, not a curated record. The coding region runs from base 1 to 429 and encodes 142 amino acids. The transcript has a single exon. Lineage: Eukaryota; Heterolobosea; Eutetramitea; Acrasida; Naegleriidae.
AUGAGUUCAAGUAAACCAAAGCUUGCCAACCCAAGUUUUCAAAAGAGCGAAAAGGCUAACCAAGAAGCCGCUAUAGAUGAAUUAGAACAAAUGUACAAACAUAAAUUCUCUUGGAUGGAUGAUGUUGUUGAUAUUAGAGAUGAAUGUCCAUUGUGUAUGGUCUAUGUAAAUUCACCUUGUUAUGAUGCUUUCAGUGAUUAUAACAAAUUGGAUGAUGUUAAACUUGAAUUGAAGAAUUCCAUCCGAAAGGAAAAAACAUCUGAAAAGGAACUUGAAUAUAAACUCUAUGUUCAAAAAACUGAUUUGGCUUGGGAUAAAUUAAUGAAGUGUGUCAAUCCACAACAAGAAUUAUAUUUGAAUAGACAAAAAGAAUUGAGAUCAUACAUUAACAAUGUCCAACAAUAUGAAAAGAAAGCAUUAGGAGAGUAAUUUUACAAUAGGGUUAUCAUCAAAAUAAUAAUAAUAAUUGAAAUUACCAAUUGAAAAGAGAUCUCGGAUAUAAUACUUGACAAUAUUAUGAUGCACAAAUAAUCAUCAUAAUAAAGUAUACUACUCAAUAAAUAUAUU